This is a messenger RNA of Nerophis lumbriciformis (worm pipefish), 1272 nucleotides long. The record is from RefSeq and is a predicted model, not a curated record. NCBI's taxonomy places the organism in Eukaryota, Metazoa, Chordata, Actinopteri, Syngnathiformes, Syngnathidae.
AUGAGUUUCUCCCCUUGCCCACCUGAUGCUCUCGGCGGCAACAUCAUCCAAGAGCAGCGGGACCGCUGGGAGAUGAAACGCUGCCGAGCAGCCAGAGAACUGGUGCUGUCGGAGCAACGUUACUGCCAACAACUGGAGUUGGUCACCACUUAUUUUGUGGAGAUUUUGAAGGCCAAAGGGACUCUGAAAGAGGAUAUUACAGAAAGCAUCUUCAGUUCAAUUAAAGCCAUUCACUCAGUAAACCAGUCUUUGCUAGUUCACUUGGAAAACGGCUACUUCGGAAGAGGCUUCGACCAGUUUUGCCCUCAACUGCACCACUACAACGUCUUCGUGGACAACAUUUACGAUGCCAAAAAAGUGCUCUGGAUCCAGCUGAAGAAAAACAAGGCCUUCAGGCGCUUUAAGAAACUUCAGGAAGCUCGACCUGAGUUCAACAACCACAAGCUGGAGGACUUGCUUCAACUGCCAAUCGAGCGGAUUGAUCAGUAUAAACGUUUACUGCAGGAGAUGACUGCCAACACGAGACCAGAUAACCCAGAGUUCCAACAGCUUUCACGGGCGGUAGCUGCGGUUGAAGAGCUGCACCAGCGUAUCCAGAACAAUACCCGGCGCCACGAGAACCACCUGCAGCUGCGCCGGGUGCAGAAACUGCUGAAGGGGCGAAAGACGAAGGUGUUGGCUGCAGGGAGGUGGUACAUCCGCGAAGGCUGGCUGAAGGUCGUUCCAACCAAAGGUUCGGAUGUGAAACCCAAGAUGUUCUUCUUGUUUUCGGACAUACUUCUGCAAGCCAAGCCAUGCAGCUCCUUGCAUCCCACCGACAGCGAAAAGUUUGCUGGGGAGCACGCGUACCCACUGCAGGAAUGUACUGUGGAAAAGGUGUUCGGCAACACUAAGGGCAAAGGGGGCCUACUCAGUCUGACUUUACCUAAAGCCAAACUCCUGCUUAUGUCAAGCAACCCAGAAGAUUUUAACGACUGGUACCAAAGCCUGUCCUCAGCAGUUAGGAAGCUGCAGCCCAGGUCAACGGUUGUCCUUCAGCCAGAGGAUCCCAACCAGGAACCUCUUGGCUCAGCUUCUGGUGGACAGAAUUUACCAAGCAGCAAUAGCAAUUCUAAUAGGAAGAGGAACAUGGUGAGCAAUGAGCCCAACGAGGCGGGUGAUCUUUCGCACAGACCCACCGGUGAGUGGGAGAGCAGCGUCCCCAAAAGGAUGAAAGAGUCCACUUCAGACCAGAGUUCGGAAGUGUCUACGUCAAGCUGUGUUAUCCUCUGA